This is a messenger RNA of Plasmodium fragile, 2376 nucleotides long. RefSeq lists its product as uncharacterized. The record is from RefSeq and is a predicted model, not a curated record. Lineage: Eukaryota; Apicomplexa; Aconoidasida; Haemosporida; Plasmodiidae. The transcript is spliced from 2 exons. The coding region runs from base 1 to 2376 and encodes 791 amino acids.
AUGAAGCGCAGAACGGACUUUAAAAGUAUAUGUGUGGCAACCAUCAUCGGGGUUUGCAGCGGGUACUACAUAUUCAACCCGAUUGUUAAUAAAAUGAAAGAUAAUUUCAACAUUGUGAAUGAAAAAAGUGAAAAACCUUAUGUUCGAAGCGUUAGGGGCAAGGGCAAAUGCCCCCCGUUAAGUAAUAGCAAUGGCAUUCCGUUAGCAGAAAAUGCGAGUUGCAGGGGUGAUAGGUGGAACGAGGAAGGCGCCGAAAUGUGGGCCCAUGAGCCAGGAAAAGAAAAAAUUCAAAAUAAUACUUAUGAAACGUCCUUUCAGUUGUCGCAAGAUGAGAUCGGGACAAAAGAAUGGAAAGAUCACCCAUCAUUGAACGAUGGAGAGUUUCCUCAAGUCUGUCCAAAAAGUGAUGCUACCACAUUUGGUAGGGGAAAUAAAAAGUUGAGGAAGUUCAAAAUAGCUGCACAUGGAAGAGGGAGUCACCUCCAUAGGGAUGCACUAAAUGGGAAUGCCGUAGAAGGGCCAAGAAGGACCGAUUACAUAGGCGAUAUGUUUUCUGAGGGUCAUCAAAACGGAGAGGAAAUGUGCCCUGAUAGGGGCGAGGAAGGUGUGGAAGGGGUUAACCCAUUUGUGUCCAACCAAGAGGGAGUCACCCAGAGUGAUGAAUGCAAAGAUGGGGUAGGUUCCACGAACUCGUGCGCCGAACGUACCACUAAAGAAAGCACAUCAUACCAAUUUUUAAAAACGUUAUAUGGACUGAUCGGAGAGAAAAGGGACAUCUCCGAGGAGACAGCAAAGGACUUAAUUGAACAAAUGAAUGAGAUCAUUAAGAUUGAAAAGAAUUUAAAAAUGGUAUUUCUUCUCCUACACACUAUGAAUAAGCUCAUGUGUAUUCACGAAUUUGUGAGGAAGUUAUCCUCCGAGAUAGUAAAAGUAAAGGACAGCGAAUUGCUCUCUAUUAUUCUCCGCAUAAUGGUUAAUUGUCAUUAUAAGGAUGGAGAAUUAUUGCACGUCCUGGUGACUAACCUGAAGGAACACAUAAAAUUAGGGACAUGUACAACGUUAGCCAUAAGUAACACCUUCUACAGCUUUGCCUUUUUAUACAGAGAAAAUUUAAUCCACUUGGAAGACAUUCCUGUGGAGGAAAUCAUUCAAAUAAUUGGCAAUUAUUACAGCUCCUUUUCUCAUGAAGAGCUUUUCGAAAUUAUUGAGGCGUCUCCUCAUUUUUUACUCUCCAAGGAGAAAUCACUAAGUGGGAAAGUGAAUCAAACAAAUAAAUCCUACCAACCUGUUAAUAAAAAUUUAACAAAGUUGCUACAAAAAGUGGGGAACUAUUUAGUAGGAGAAAAUAUCGCCACAACUGCCCCCUUUAAGCAAAUAAAAAAUAUUCUGUACUCAUAUGCCAAGAUUAAGACGUACCAUGAGAAAUUAUUCCUGCAUUUAUAUCCCCCUACAUUGAGGAGAAUAAAGGGGUAUAAUGAGUAUCUGCGGCGGUGGCACGAAUUUGGCAGCUACAGUCGUGGGGAAAGCUUUUCCCGAGCAGCGUGUGCAGGGUCAGAGGAGGAACAGAAGGAAAACCCUCAACUGAUCAGCGACGCUUCGAAAAACGUGACGGAUGUUCUCUACGCAUAUAGCAAAUUUAACAUGUACAUAGACGAGCUGUACAACGAAAUUUUGCUCCUCCUGCAGUACGUUUACAAACAUAUGGACUGUUCGGAAUUAUCACAGUGCUUAAUAUCGUUAACUAAGGUACACUGCAAUGUGAGGAUCCUGUUGUCCAAAAUACACAUGGAAAGAUUUAAUGUGCAGGUGAAAUUUUACAGGAAUUUUUUUGCCAACUGUACUCCAAUCGAUUUAAUGAAUUAUCUCCUAAGUUAUAGUAAAAAUUUAUAUUUCGAACGGGACGUGUAUGACAUCAUUGGGGAUUUUUUCCUUCGUGAAAAGAAAAUCAACUCGCUGGAAGGAAGUGAUCUGAUCAAUAUCAUUCAUGCGUAUAGCAAAAUUUAUUACCUGAACGGCAAGGUAUUUUCUGCGGUGGAUAAUAUUUUGUGUGAAAGACUUGACAACAACUCAAAUUAUUUGUCCACUGAGGAUGCCAUAAAAUAUUUAAAUUCGUGUGCAAAAUUAUCUUAUAAGAACGAAAAGAUGAUUUCCAGAAUUGUCGAAAUUAUCCAUAGGAGCAAUUUUGCUAAUAUUGAAAUUUUUGAGCUGUUUAAAAUGCUCAAAAGUGUGAAAAGGCUACAGGUACCAUUUGAGCGCUUGGAGACGCACAUCCGAAUGCUCGUGCCCAACGUCACCUUCGACUUUGGCACGUACAGCAACCAUUACUACAGGGCUCCCAAGGACCUCCACGUGCGAAGGAAGAAGUGGGUGUGGUAG